AUGUACCAGUAUCCCAAGCCUGCACAGACGGCCACGUCCACCCCAAGCACAGCUCGAUUGAGCUCCCAAGUGGGCUACCGUGGCCGAUGCAAGUACAAGUCUGGGCGGUGCCCGAACGAGCGCACCCUCAAGUACAACGGUGAGGAAAUCCACUCGCUGUGCGAAGAACACCGCGUCCGACACAACCGAAAUCAGCGCAAAGCAGACACGAAACGGCGCAAAGGCGGCUGUGCCGAAGAUGUGGGCGGCAUGUCUCCUCGAACGGCGUCGUCGCCGAUGGCAUCUGCGCUGCAUGUGGCCUGCCGAUCGUCGGACUCUGAAUGCGCAAUCCUCGAGCCGUCGUUCGCACUCCACGACCACUCGGCGUUUGCACAUGCGACCGCGUCGCCCGUGGACGACAACUACUUGGCUCCUUUGGAAGAUAUGGACCUGUACUUUCAGGAAGACUACCCGACGUGGUCGAACGAAGAUGUGGCGAUCCUCAUGGAAUUCUUCGUCGACUCCAAAUGUUAA
Molecule: messenger RNA, 513 nt
Organism: Aphanomyces astaci
Lineage: Eukaryota; Oomycota; Saprolegniomycetes; Saprolegniales; Verrucalvaceae
Exons: 1
Coding region: 1-513 (170 amino acids)
Source: RefSeq, a predicted model, not a curated record